AUGCGUGCCGGGACUCAGACACUCAUCCAAGCACUACAAGCACUUCCAUGGGUAGACGAUCCCGACAAUGACGACGAUCCGGGGUCUUCCACGGCACCGAAUAUCGACUCUGACGACGGCUCUAAGGGACAUGUAGCGUCGUCUAUCCAUGCCAUCUAUCGUCCGGUGGCGUGGUCGAGACAUAUAGGAUCUUCCCUCCCUGAUCUCUCAGCGAAACAACGAUCUGUUUUGGCAGAUGUGUCUGGAGAAACUGAUUUAGAUCCGGAGCUGAGCAUGGCUUUCGAAGACGACGUCGAUGCCGACGACUUCGAAGCGACGACUCCGCGGCCGGACGACAUUCGGAAACCUGAGGCGUCGCCACUUGUUAUGGCUGCAGAGCUGAGUACGUCCCUAAAACGGCGGGCAGCCAGUCGUACUGGUAGUAUGGCGACUGUGAAAGUCAGUCGCAGAGCUCGCUUGGCGGAGAAGCUCAGGGAGAUCUUUGAUAUUGAUGUUUUCCAUGAAGUCUGGGCUGCCAAUUCUCAUUAUGCCUCAGAGAUGCCGUGUUGGUUGCUGCGCUCCGUCUUAUUACAGGGAUAUAUGUAUCUCACUAAUUCGCACAUAUGCUUUUUUGCCCACAUGCCAAGUAGAGAGGACCAAAUUUUGAAAUCUGGAAGUCUCAGCAAGAAAGCCACCCGGACGAAGCGGUGGAUUAAAUAUUGGUUUGUUCUCAAGAAUGAUGCGCUGUCUUGGUACCAGUCCUCAUCGGAUCCUUACUUUCUGAACGGGAUUGUCGAUUUGCGAUAUGUCAUGGCUUGUGAACCAGUAGGUGAGAAGGAGAUACGGCUUCGGACAAAUCAGAAGAAUGUGCUGUUAUCUGCGGACUCGGUUCCGAGCAGGGAUGAAUGGGUCAAAGCAAUCCGCAAGGUGAUGUUUAAGGCGCAGAAUAUGGGAGACACCAUUGCUAUACCUUAUUCAGUCAUUCUCGAUGUAGAGAAAUCCACAGCUAUGGAUUUCAGCGAGACGAUCGAAGUCAAAGUUAUGGACAAGGUCGACUCCCCGGAUUCCUAUUUUUUCGCAUAUUUCCAUGACAUACAAGCUGCUUUGGACCACAUUCGCGAUGCUGUGCGCGCCCACCGUGCACUGGCCCCCACGUCUCCCCAGUCUGUAUUAGACACAACCGUCAAGCCAUCCACAGGUGUAGCUCCCGGAAUCGAUCGCGCUCGCAGCUUGCCUACGUCCGAUGCUAAAGGUGCUGUUCCGUCUCGACUAUCGUUACUCUUUCGACCGUUUCAAGAUUCCCUUCCUCUUCCGAUUGCUCGUAUGUCCAGUUCACCCGAACCGCCAAACGGCGCUGAGGAGUACACGCACAUAUCCAAACGCGGCACAUUCGUCCCAAUCACAGCGUCACCUCAGUCUUACUCUGCUAAUGAAUUAGCUUCGCCCACAACGUAUAAUUCCACGCCUGCAAUACCCUCGAGUACUCCAGCACUCGUCCGAGACCACACAUACCCACCGACGACACCUUCGAUUGAAUCUAAUACUUCAUCUCCCAUCAGGAUCCUGCCAUCGGGUGUUCCUUGGAAUAUGAGCGUGCCUUCUUGGCUGCGAAGCGCCCGUAAGGCCGCGGGCAGCUCUGUUUCUACCACUGGAAUCGGUCCAACGCCUACAUCGUCCCAAAGUCUUGGAAGUGUGCGGGAGGUUUAUUCAGCACCUCGGCGGUCGUCCUCCGAUCAACCCCUUGGUACAGCUGCUGAGCUCGGAUACAGUGUAUUGGAGACAGCUGAAGCUGUAGUCGACCCGGAGACAACCGAGAAAUUCAGAGCUGCAUUUGCCUUUGAUGACAGGGAGGUUUUACUUGGUCACUUUUCAGGUUACCUAUUUCGAGUUCUACCUCUUUACGGGCGUUUAUAUGUGUCGUCAAAUUACUUUUGUUUUAAAUCCAGUGGACCACUAACUCCGAAAACAAAGGCAAGGUCCAUGUGUACCAUGAUAUUACCCAUUCGAGAUAUCCUGAAUGUGGAGAAGUCGAGGGCUACUAGGUUUGGCCACUACGGCCUUACCGUUGUUAUCAAAGGCCACGAAGAAUUGUUUUUCGAAUUUGGCGUUGAGGACCGACGGACCGCCUUCGUUUCUAUCCUAGAGCGUCAAAUGGAGGACCUGAGGAAACGUCCCAGUGGCGGUGAGAUCCCGAAACUGAGCCAAGGCCAGCGCGAUGCUCUGAUCUUGGAAGAGUUCGAACCCCGGAACUCAGCGUCUAGCGAUACUGAUCCUGCUCCUCCAUCAGAGGCCUUGUCAGAAUCCUUGCCUGCCGUCAUGUUUACGUCCGCCUCGUCUACGUUCUUGACAUUCAAGCCCAAGGAGUCGUUGCAUUUCACCUUCCUUACUGUUGGCACAAGAGGAGAUGUCCAGCCCUAUAUCGCCCUUGCGAAGGGCCUGAUAGCAGACGGUCAUCGCUGUAGAAUUGCUACUCACGGAGAGUUUCAAGCGUGGAUUGAGUCUCACGGCAUUGAAUUUGGUUAUGUUGGUGGAGACCCCGCAGAGCUCAUGCGGAUCUGUGUGGAAAAUGGCACUUUUACCGUUUCCUUUUUGAAGGAAGGACUUCUAAAGUUUCGUGGAUGGUUGGAUGACUUACUCAAAACGUCCUGGGAAGCCUGUCAAGGCACUGAUGUUCUCGUUGAGAGCCCAAGCGCAAUGGGGGGUUAUCACAUCGCAGAAGCUUUGAGGAUCCCAUAUUUCCGAGCUUUCACUAUGACGUGGACGCGGACAAGAGCCUACCCUCAUGCCUUCGCUGUUCCUGACCACAAGAUGGGCGGUGGCUAUAACUACAUGUCUUAUGUGAUGUUUGAUCAAGUGUUCUGGCGUGCAAUCUCCGGUCAAAUUAACCGUUGGCGUCGCAAUUUACUGCACCUGGAGAAUACGAGUCUUGAUCGCAUGGAACCCCACAAGAUUCCUUUCUUGUACAACUUUAGUCCGACGAUUGUGCCUCAGCCCCUUGACUGGCCGGAAUGGAUUCGUGUCACAGGCAAGCCGGCUGGUUAUUGGUUCCUGGAUGAUGCUGAGGUAGGGGCUAAGAAGUGGACGCCCCCUCAGGAUCUUAUCUCUUUCAUUGAUGACGCCCACCAAGCUGGGAAGAAAGUGGUAUAUAUCGGCUUCGGAAGUAUCGUGGUAUCUGAUCCGAGAGGGAUGACCCGCUGUAUCAUCGAGGCCAUUGUCGAGAGUGGUGUUUAUGCCAUUCUUUCCAAAGGAUGGUCGGACAGGCUACAUACCAAGACAUCGGAAGCUUGUGAACCGGAAGAACCACUUCCAAAGCAGAUAUACGCCAUCUCAUCUAUACCUCACGACUGGCUGUUCCGACGCAUCGACGCUGCGUGCCAUCAUGGUGGUGCUGGCACAACUGGGGCUAGUCUUCGUGCCGGAAUACCGACUAUCAUCAAGCCAUUCUUUGGAGAUCAGUUUUUCUGGGCUGACCGUGUUGAAGCGUUGGGGAUUGGAGCCAGCGUUCGUAAGCUUACCGUCGAAAAUCUAAAGGAUGCCCUUGUGGUUGCUACAACGGACCAGAAGCAAAUUGACCGAGCAAAGCUCGUUGGGGAACAAAUUCGCUCGGAAAAUGGGGUUGCGACUGCUAUUGAGGCCAUCUACCGCGAUCUCGACUAUGCGCGUUCCUUAAUCAAGCGGCCACCAAACGCCGUUGAAGAAGCUGAAGAGUCUCCUACGCCUGAGGGCGCUGGGUCUCGAUCGAGAUACGACUCAGGUGGCUCUCAGCGUGGAAGUGAAGACUGGAGCAUGGUUUCAGACCCAGAUGAAAGUCGAUCGUCGUUUGGCUCUCGACGGAGUGACCCCACGUCGCUAAAACGGCACAGUCUAGCAGCAGCGGUGAUGUCCGUUCUUCCUGGUGCCCUUGCGUCCUCAGAUCAUCGACGCUCCAAUUCUACAUCGUCUCGUCAUCCGUAA
Messenger RNA from Pisolithus orientalis, 3933 nucleotides. Its product is annotated as glycosyltransferase family 1 protein. Gene Ontology annotation, molecular function: hexosyltransferase activity; UDP-glycosyltransferase activity. Gene Ontology annotation, biological process: carbohydrate metabolic process. Bases 1 to 3933 code for a protein of 1310 amino acids. The record is from RefSeq and is a predicted model, not a curated record. The transcript has 17 exons. NCBI's taxonomy places the organism in Eukaryota, Fungi, Basidiomycota, Agaricomycetes, Boletales, Pisolithaceae.